UAGGGGGAGGAGCGUUUCGCUUCCUUGUAUCACGUUGCUUUUGCGCUGCAAAGUUCACAAGGAUCAAGUCAAGUUAGAGACAGAGUGACAAGGGACUGUCGACCACCUCACUGUGUGUCGGUAUAAAGUUGAGAGAAUUAGUUUAGGGGUGAAGGGAAAAAAAAAGUUUGCUUGUAGAGUAAGUUGAUGACAUUCUGACUCAAACACUGCUCGGCUCCCUUUUUUGCUCAACAUCCACACAGCCAUGGAGUGGGGAUUACCCUGUCGGACAUCACUUUGGAGAAAGAAGCCAAUACUUUGGUUUUGCUCUGUUCUGGUUUACAUGGCUGGAGCUAAAGGCGAGAUGUCCCACGCCCCCUCCACACUGAGUGUUACGCCCCCCCACCUGCACUACACCUGUCCUGAGGGUGCAACUGUCAAACUGGUGUGCGGCCAGAGAGGUGCAGUCUUGCAUCCCACUGAUGUCUUGAAGCGCAGCUGGCUUUUCACGCCGCACAGUGACCAGCACUGUAAGGGACGGGAGGGCCCACGCCAUAUUAUCCUUGGUAGCCAUUCCCAUGGCAACCACAGCUUGCCGCCAGGGUUGCAUUUUGGAUCUGCAGAGUAUAACUUCUGGGUGAUUCUACAGAAUGUAACCCACGCUGACCAGGGUCGCUACUGCUGUGUCGUCCUAGAAUUAGAGGUGGAACAUAAACACGUUUCUCCAGUGCAGAGAACCCACAGCCACGUUAUUCUCCACGUUACACCACGGAGAAAUGGAUCUCAAGAUUGCACUGUCUGGGAUCCAACGCCACCUGGAGGCUCUGUACCAGUGGCCCUGGCUAUAUCAGCUUGCAUCUUGGCUCUGCUUACUCUGCCUCUUAUUCUGAUGCUGGUGUACAAACAGAGGCACAACGGCGAGUCGAGCAGACGUGCCCAAGAGCUGGUGAGGAUGGACAGUGAGGCUCAUGGCCAUGAGAACCCUGUGUUUCUUAGGGGAUCACCACAGAUUAAGACCCGUACCGUGUCUCAGAUCAUGACGAGGCAAUCCUCAGAGACAGGACGCCACCUGUUGUCUGAGCCAGGAACCCCCCUUUCACCUCCUGCACAUGGGGACGUGUUUUUCCCAAUUGAAGACACCAUCUUUGAGUCUCCAGACUUCCUCCAGGUUUAAAGGAGGUUGAAACCUCAUUCAUCGCUUUAACUGCUGAUCUGGAAACAGGCCUGCAACUCUCUUCCUCUUCUCUCUGCCUCCAGAGCGAUGUUGCCCUUAUGAGCUGUCUCACAAUAACCUUGGCUGAGAUUGUCUAGACUGCAAGAGGGAAUGGACUGCGUUUUUUUUUAUUAAAAAACUAUUUCCACCUGUCACAACAGCUGGAGGCCGCCUAUAAGCACGGGGUCUGGGUUUGUGUGUUGCGUUACAUCGAAACUGUGACAAUGGCUCAUGGACCAACAGGUGCCUGCUGCUUGAGAAGAACCCAGGAUGUUGAGGGUGGGGGUCCUGCUAUGAGCAAGGGCGGUGUGUUCAGAGUGAUAAAACUCUAAGGUUGCUUUCACACCCAACUUGUUCAAAUAUGGUGCAUUUACUUGUUUGGUUUAGUUCAUUUAGGCUGGUGUGCACUCUGUAAUUCAAACCCUGGUGUGGACCAAAGAACUGCACUUACACCGCCUGGUUUCUGUUCAGUUCAGUCUAAUGCGCGGUUUGGUGUAAACGCAAAGCAGACCAACCGAGGGAUCAUGUGAUAGUAAAUGUAUGACAAUGGCAAAAACGUAACUAUUAAAUUGACAAUCCAUUUUCUGUUUAUUGGAACUGUCAAAGAAGCAAUCUCCCAUAAAGUUACACAAGACCAUUUGGUAAUCAUGGUAACAUGGUGUACAUGUCAGCACAUGAUAUGUAUACCAUGGUAACAUGGUGUGCAUGUCAGAAAGUUAAAAUGGGUUUAAACAGAAGUGUGUGCUGUUUGUGUCCUUUUCUGUGCUAUUCGGCAUUUCCUCAUUAAAAAAUAAGAAAAACAUGGCGGCCUCACUGACAGCAACAAGCCCCCUCUAUUCUAUUACAAGAGGCCUUGUUUCUGUUCUUUUUCAUGGCAUUCCAUCAUUAUUUAUGACAGAAGGCUCUCUCUCAUCCCUAUCAUUGUAAUAAAGUGCUCUAAUAGCUUCAUACCAAAGGAGGCUCAAUCAUCAGAGAAGUUCCAAUAUUCUUGUACAAGUUGACAGUAAUUUGUUUUUAUGGCAUUACACUGUUUCUCUAUCAUUUCCACUUGACCUCGGCUUCUUUUCUCUUCCCUCUUGCUACCUCAGUUACUGUCAGCUCUGUAGCUCUAAAUACUCUCCUUCCUUCCUGUAUUCUCAGAAACACAGCACUUCACCUUAAAUAUAAUGCUACUACAAGUGCUGAAAACUGCAGUAAAUAUUUCGAAAGAAAACCUUUUUGAUAAUAGUUGUUCAUGAAUGUCAUUUAAUGAUAAAGAAUUUUUAUUGAUUUUCUCUUGAAUGAAAAAAAAGUCAUAAAACUGCCAACAGUUUAAUCACUGUCAUCUUAAUUCUGUUUUUGUGAAUCUUUAUUAUCUCAUUUAUUUUUGUUUUCAUGUGUGUUGAUUUAAUUGUUGGGAUGUGUAUAUUAGUGUGCAUUCAUAUUUCUAUGUGUGCAAUGGGAUGUUAAUAAGUCAAUAUUUAGCACAUGUGUGCAGGAACGGCAUUGAAAUGUUAACCAAAUCUUAUCAAGGUAGACUGAGAGAAAAUGAGAAGUGUUUGCAAUGUUAAUAUUCAUAUUCAUAUUUUCAUAUUAAAGUUAAGUGUGUACAGCAGGUGCUCAUCGGAAAUCAUCUCAGUCUGUAGGACAGGGUAUAAUGUAUGUAUGUUUUUGAAUAUUUUGAUAAGUAGUCAUAUCACGGUGUUAUGUUUGUGUAUUUGUGUUUUCAAGUGUGCCUGUGUAUGUGUGUGUUUUUAAAUCUUGGGUUACAGUUUGUAGUCUGGUUUGAGUGGCUGUGUGCAUACUUGCAUAAAAUUUUGCAUCUGUGUUUUAUACUGUAAAAAGCUUUAUUAUACAUAGAUACAGAGCAAUGCAAUGAAAGCAUGAGUGUUCUGUAUAUUGCAUUUAAAUUGUCCUGGUUGUAGCUUGUAUAAUAAAGCGGAACUCUUAAACCUUAAA
Molecule: messenger RNA, 3130 nt
Organism: Siniperca chuatsi (mandarin fish)
Lineage: Eukaryota; Metazoa; Chordata; Actinopteri; Centrarchiformes; Sinipercidae
Gene: vsir
Product: V-set immunoregulatory receptor
Exons: 7
Coding region: 245-1153 (302 amino acids)
Biological process (GO): regulation of immune response; negative regulation of CD4-positive, alpha-beta T cell proliferation; positive regulation of regulatory T cell differentiation
Cellular component (GO): plasma membrane
Source: RefSeq, a predicted model, not a curated record